Molecule: messenger RNA, 641 nt
Organism: Drosophila nasuta
Lineage: Eukaryota; Metazoa; Arthropoda; Insecta; Diptera; Drosophilidae
Exons: 1
Coding region: 24-554 (176 amino acids)
Source: RefSeq, a predicted model, not a curated record
CUUAAGACUCUCUUUCUCCUACUAUGACAAACGAUCAACGCUUUGUGUUGCUGCUGCUCAUUGGUUUGGCCAGCGGCGCUUGGCUAAGUGCUAGCACUACAGCUCAAACUUUUAGCUCGGAGGAUCGUGGUUCGAUACUUAAAUUCAUGGAUGUGCUAAUGAAUUUUCUAGAUGCCGAAACCGAGAAUGCAACGAGCACUGAGACUCCCAAUGGAAAUGACACCACCACCACGGAGAGUGGAGAGAGCACCACAUUAUCCUCAAAUGCAACGACUGUUGAUAGCAGCACCUCGGAGUCAACUCUACCGAGUAAUGCCACAGACUCGAGCACGAUUAGCACAUCCCAAAGCAGCGAGAGCACCGAAGCAACGAGCAGCAACAGCACAACUCUCGCCACUAACGCCACAGAGUCGAGCAGCAGCAGCAGCAUCAACAGCAGCACCACCGAUGCGACGAGCACCACCAGCAGCAGCCCAGUGGCAACCACUCGACGUCGCAUUUGCUUUAGGCGUGUCUGCUAUAAGUUCAUGAACGAUAAGGGCUAUAUAUACUAAUGAACAAGUGAAUAAAGUCGUCAAUCGUUAGUUUUAUAAAUCAAAUAUUUAGAUUAUGGAAGAUUAUGUUUAUUAAUUGUGUGCUAG